AUGCGCUUCCUACAGAUCGAAUGGCACAACCACGAACGCGCGCGGAAUUCUUGGGCGAUCGAGCGCGCGGAGAUGAAGGCAAAGAUUGCGAAGCAGGAGGGCGAGUGCAGGCAAGCGAAGCGGAUCAAUGAGCAGCUCGUCAGGCAGAUCCAAAUGCUGCAGAAGGCGCUGAAGUCGUCGCGGGAGCAGAACGGUGUUACUGUCAAUGGGACUGGACGGGUGGCUACGCCUGAUCAAGCUGCGGGAGAGAAGAGCAAGGAAGGGCAUCAGAAGGUUGAACACGGGGAUUUGAAAGGUGGGUCUGAUUGGCGUGCUGAGGACGGGCAUGAGCUGACCUUGGGCAAAGCGCUGCAUCAUAAUUCGUUCCUCCAGACUGGAGCUGCGGAGGCGGAGACGGGCGACAAGGCGAGGGAAGAGUAUCUGGACAAUACGCGGAAGUACUUGAAAGAGUGCAUGCAGCAGAUACAGUACCUCCUGACGCCGCCUCCACACCCUCCUCCGCAAGCGCUGCCAAAUGGGACGUAUCAGACUGGACUUCCAGAGCCACCACCUUCUGUCGAGGACAUUUAUGCGAGAAACAAUCAGCGAUGGACGCGCCAGCAAGGCCAAGCAUUACCACAAGCAUCGUCGAUGCCGAAUCAUCAGCCACCUCCGCCUCCGAACAACGUAGCUUCGGCACAAGAGCAGGCCAUGUCGCGAGGUCCUAGCUACGCCGAUUAUCAAGCACCGUCUCACCCUCCUCCCGAAUCCCGACAACAGAACACCAUCGACAGCCCAGCACCGUUUGAAGACCAAGUGGAGAGCGUGACGCAUACGUUCGACUCUAACGGGCGAGCAGUACCGACACCUCCAGAGCAGACGCGACAGAUACGACAGCAGCCCGAAGCGGACGGUUGGACGUUCGAUGAUGAGCCUCCGCGAUCCGAGAACGCUCCUUCUGACAUGCCGGCGAAGAGACCGGAUACCGAUCUCUUCCCUACGGCAGCCGGCAACACCCAUCUCUCGGCUAAGUCGCCACCACGGACUGGAUCGAUAUCCCACCGAAGGAAGAGUUCUGGCUCCCAGGCUAUGUCGAGAAGGAGGAGCUCGCAGGGUAAAGCUGAAGCACACGACGCUGCGGAAGCCGCUCUUGCGAACAGCGACCCGUCUCAGUUCAAGGUCAAAUUCGCGUUGCGAGGCCAUCUGGAUGUGGUUCGGAGUGCAAUCUUCAGUGGUGGCGGCAGUCCGAGCGAACCGGAAGUCUGCACUGCUGGCGACGACGGCACGAUCAAGCGGUGGAUCAUUCCUGGACAAUCGUAUCAAAACUUCAACUCGGCUAGCAACACAGCUGAUCUAGACGUCGCUGCCUACUUCACGCACCGAGGGCACGAUGGCAUUGUUACUUCGCUCUCGACAUGUCCCGCGAGUACUGGAUUUAGCACUGGCGGAAGGGCGAGCGGCGAUGGCUGGAUCUUCUCGGGUGGCCAGGAUGCGACAGUGCGAGUUUGGGAGCGUGGGCGAGUGGACCCGAAGGCUACCCUGGAGGGCCAUACUGAUGCUGUCUGGUCGGUCUGCGUUCUGCCCGCUUCCGUUGGAGUAGUGUUCGGUCCUGAAUGCGGCAACUUCGGCGGUCCAGAUCGCCUGCUCUUGGUUUCUGGCUCUGCAGACGGCACCGUAAAAGUCUGGGCCGUUAGCGCGCCGCCUCAGACCUCUUCACCGUCCACUGGGAGCAGGAGAGGCGUCGGCGGCAGUCGCAGGCAUAGCGUGACGAGCGGCAGCAACUUCACAUCCGAACCACAGCCGAGCGUCGCCAGCAGUACGCCUUUCAGCUACACGCUUGUGCACUCGAUCGAGAAGCCGAUCACGAACCGCGACACCAAAGGCUCGCCGACGUCAAUCUGCCCGCUUUCUGCUUCUGGCGACACAUUCGUGGUCAGCUACACCGAUUCCUCUGUGUUCAUCUUCGAUACCAGGACUGGAGAGAUGUUGAGCGAGAUGCAGAGUUUCGAGACGUAUGAUGGGACGAUGGACACGAGUAUCAAUGCUGUCGUGGCAACGAGUUUGGGGAUGGAGGGCUCGGGUCCGGCUAUUGAUGCUUCGCGUGGUCUGGAGGCGGAAGAGGUUGGGGCCGGUGCUACGGGGAGCAGGGAGGGUGUUGAAGGGGUGGUGAUUAGCGGGCAUGAGGAUCGCUUUGUGCGGUUUUUUGAUGCGAAUAGCGGUCAAGCAACCUACACCAUGCUCGCCCACCCCGCCGCCAUAUCCGCCCUGUCCCUCUCCAAAGACGGACGCGAAGCCGUUUCCGCAGGCCACGACGCUAGCAUCCGAUUCUGGUCCCUCGAGAAGCGCAUCUGCACGCAAGAUAUCGUCUCCCACCGCGCAAUGCGUGGAGAAGGCGUCUGCGACGUCGCUUGGAGUCAAGACGGGAGGUUGGUGGUCAGCGCAGGUGGUGACGGGGUCGUGAAGGUGUUUGCACGAUGA
Messenger RNA from Saxophila tyrrhenica, 2457 nucleotides. Its product is annotated as 1,2-dihydroxy-3-keto-5-methylthiopentene dioxygenase. The coding region runs from base 1 to 2457 and encodes 818 amino acids. The record is from RefSeq and is a predicted model, not a curated record. The transcript is spliced from 2 exons. Lineage: Eukaryota; Fungi; Ascomycota; Dothideomycetes; Mycosphaerellales; Extremaceae. Gene Ontology annotation, molecular function: protein binding.